This is a messenger RNA of Mangifera indica (mango), 2259 nucleotides long. Its product is annotated as RNA-binding KH domain-containing protein RCF3-like. The coding region runs from base 186 to 1832 and encodes 548 amino acids. Gene Ontology annotation, molecular function: mRNA binding. Lineage: Eukaryota; Viridiplantae; Streptophyta; Magnoliopsida; Sapindales; Anacardiaceae. The transcript is spliced from 8 exons. Gene Ontology annotation, biological process: regulation of gene expression. The record is from RefSeq and is a predicted model, not a curated record. Gene Ontology annotation, cellular component: cytoplasm; nucleus.
ACCAAAUGCAAGGCUAGGUCUAGGUCAAAAUCAAAACCCUAGAAAUCAAGCAAGCACAAAAACAAACACAACUCAGAAGCAAGAACAACUUUUUGCCCAAAUCUUGCACUCUCUCUCUUCCAUACAUCGACUUCCAUCGAGCUCGAAGUUGUUCUCUAUCAAUACGAUAUAUAUUUGCUUAGCUAAUGGCGGGUCAGAGGAAUAAUUAUGGGAAGCGGUCACAUUCGCAUUCUGACCAUCCAGACAAUGGUUCUAAUAAGAGGAGAUAUUCAGGCGAUGAUAGAGAUCAAUUCGUGAUCGGUUCUGAUGAUACUGUGUACCGGUACUUGUGCCCGGUAAGAAAGAUUGGGAGCAUCAUUGGAAGGGGUGGGGAGAUUGUCAAGCAGUUAAGAGUAGACACUAAAUCAAAGAUCAGGAUUGGGGAGACAGUUCCGGGGUCCGAGGAACGAGUGGUUACUAUUUAUAGUGCUAGUGAGGAGACUAAUUCCCUUGAAGAUGAUGGCAAAUUAGUAUCUCCCGCCCAAGAUGCGCUCUUCAAAGUGCAUGACAAAGUUGUUGCGGAUGAAUUGAAUGGUGAUGAGGACUCAGAAGGAGGUCACCAAGUUACUGCUAAGCUUCUUGUUCCAUCUGAUCAGAUUGGAUGUGUUAUUGGGAAAGGUGGACAGAUAGUUCAGAAUAUCCGUAGUGAAACCGGUGCUCAGAUUCGCAUUCUUAAGGAUGAUCAUUUGCCUACUUGUGCCUUGAGCUCAGAUGAGCUUGUGCAGAUAUCUGGGGAAGCUGCAGUUGUGAAAAAAGCUCUUUACCAAAUUGCUUCUCGCUUGCAUGAAAAUCCAUCACGGACUCAACACUUUCUUGCUUCUGCUAUUUCCAAUGUGCAUUCUUCUAGCACUUCACUUAUGGGUUCAACUGCUGCUGGCCCAAUUGUGGGAAUAGCUCCAUUGAUGGGUCAUUAUGGAGGAUAUAAAGGUGACACCUCUGGUGACUGGUCACGCUCCUUAUACUCUGCUCCAAGGGAUGAGAUGUCUUCAAAAGAAUUUUCCCUUAGGUUGGUUUGCCCUACUGCUAAUAUUGGAGGUGUGAUUGGCAAGGGUGGAGCCAUAAUCAAUCAGAUUAGACAGGAAUCGGGGGCAUCCAUCAAAGUUGAUAGUUCAGCAACUGAAGGAGAUGAUUGCUUAAUAUCUAUUUCGUCUAAGGAGUAUUUUGAGGACACAUACUCUCCAAGCAUAGAAGCAGUUGUGCGGCUGCAACCCAGAUGCAGUGAGAAGAUUGAGAGAGAUUCUGGACUAAUCUCAUUCACUACCCGCCUAUUAGUUCCAACCUCACGAAUUGGCUGCCUUAUUGGUAAAGGAGGAGCUAUUAUAACUGAGAUGAGGAGACUGACUAAAGCUAACAUUCGCAUUCUUCCUAAAGAUAGCCUUCCAAAAAUAGCAUCUGAAGAUGAUGAGAUGGUGCAGAUAUCUGGAGACCUUGAUCUUGCCAAGGAUGCUCUCAUACAAGUAACUAAGCGGUUAAGAGCUAAUCUUUUUGAUAGGGAAGGUGCAGUUUCUGCAUUUGUGCCAGUUCUGCCAUAUCUUCCUAUGCCUGAAAAUGGAUCAGACAGCUUUAACUAUGAAAGUAGAGAAAGCAAGAGGCAUGUGCGUGGGCAUCCUUAUUCUGCUGGCUAUAGCUCAAGUGAUUUGGGGGCUACUGAUAGAUAUGGAAGUUAUGGUGGUUCACAGAUUGGUGGUAGUGGCAGUUCUUAUGGAGCUUAUGGAAGUUAUUCUUCGGAACGCAGUGGUGUUUCUGGGUUAUCCAGCCAUACCACUGUUUCUCGGCGCAAAAGCUAUUACUAGAAUCCAGUGAUGUCCAUGCAGGAUUCUGAUGUUCUUGUUUUCCCACUGUUGCCUCUCCCUUCCCAAUUGAACAGCUGAGAUCCAUGAAGCCUGAAGCCAGCCCACUGCCUCUUUUGAUGAAGCCUGCCUAAAUUGGAAGACCAGAUGAACCAGGGUUGACAUACUCAUGGCCCACCCUCAUGCAUGUACUUAAUACAGACUAAAAAAAUGUGGAAGACUUUUUUGUUCUCUAUUGAGAUUUGCCAUGUCCAUGACACCAAAUUCACUAAGCUCUACAUACUGUGCUCCCAAGAACCUGUAUAUCUAGCAUGCCUAUAUUGUGGCGUUAUUUGCUUUUAUCUUUCCCUAGUUGAAGUUUUUUUCUUAGUACAAAACUAUGUUGCCUCCAUCUUUUGCCGUUUAUAUUAAGUGUGUCAAUUUUUGUUUA